UAGCCAAUAAAUAUUAUAAUUUGUGAAGGCUCAAACGCCAUUGCUUUCUCUCCAUAAAUUUCUCUCUUUCAAUUUAAAAGACUCUGUGAUUUUAGCUCAGAUUUUUAUCACCUUUCCCUUUGAAACUCCUCUAUUAAGGAAGAAUUUAAUAAAUUCCUAGGUGUUCGACAUUGCUGUGUUUCUUGAUCAUCGUUAAUUUCUUGUUCUUUUUAUUAAUUUUCUAUUGUAUAUUUGAGUCAUGGAUCCUGCAGAGCUACGUCGGGUUUUCCAAAUGUUUGAUAGGAAUGGAGAUGGCAAGAUCACAAAGAAAGAACUCAGCGACUCGCUACAAAACUUGGGUAUUUUUAUACCCGACAAAGAUUUGGUUCAAAUGAUUGAAAAGAUAGAUGCUAAUGGAGAUGGGUUUGUUGAUAUUGACGAAUUCGGAGGAUUAUAUGAAACGAUAAUGAAUGAGAAGGACGAAGAUGAAGACAUGAGAGAAGCAUUCAACGUUUUCGAUCAAAACGGAGAUGGGUUUAUCACGGUGGACGAAUUGAGGUCGGUUUUAGCAUCCUUGGGGCUGAAGCAAGGAAGAGCUUUAGAAGACUGCAAACAAAUGAUAAAGAAGGUGGAUGUGGAUGGAGAUGGGAUGGUGAACUUCAAGGAGUUUAAGCAGAUGAUGAAAGGUGGUGGGUUUGCUGCCCUAGGUUCAAGUUAAAUUCACACAUGCAUAGAGAAGGUUAAUCAAUUAUGGUUUAAUAUUUUUAGGUGAACAAAAAUUAAGAGAGGGAGCCUUUUGCAAUGGACUUCUUUGUGUCAUUUAUAGACAAAAAUGUAUCAUUUCUGAUGAUGAUGGCUUAUUUAUGAUCAAGUCAUAGUUGUUAUACAUCUCUUUUAAUUUGUAUUCACUCUUUGUAUUUUUUUUUAAAGCUUUUAUAGCUGUUGUUGUGUUAUUUUCUCUUCAUAGGCAAAAGAGAAAUCUUUGUCUUUCUACUUAUCUUUGUCUUCCUCUCUCUAUAUUAUGCUA
Molecule: messenger RNA, 1006 nt
Organism: Hevea brasiliensis (rubber tree)
Lineage: Eukaryota; Viridiplantae; Streptophyta; Magnoliopsida; Malpighiales; Euphorbiaceae
Product: calmodulin-like protein 3
Exons: 1
Coding region: 239-697 (152 amino acids)
Molecular function (GO): calcium ion binding
Source: RefSeq, a predicted model, not a curated record